AUUAGUACAUGGUGUAUUUCAGGAUGGCAUCUACAUUCUCACCACAAGAGCUCUCCCUCUUCAGAAGUAUUAUAGAGGAAAUAGUGUAUUCUGAUGAUGGCCUGAUACAAGAGACAGAGGCUAUCAGCUUAGCUACUUCCAUGGAACCUAGAAUGAAAGUUAGCGAUAGUGAAGAACUAAUCCAACACCUCAUACAGGAUAAAUGGCUCCUCCAGCACGGUGGAAAGGAGAGACAACUGUCACUGAGUGCUGUGACGGCCUCAGAGCUGAGCCUUUACCUGGAGGAGGUGUAUGAAGACUGUAUCAGCAAGUGUUUUUUGUGUAAGAUCAUCACAUUUAAGGGACACAGGUGCACCAAGUGUAAAGUCAGAGUUCAUCGUAAGUGUUGCAGAAAGUUCUGGAUGCAUCAGAAUACAACAUCAGUUACCUGUCCUGACCCUGUGUGUGGAGAACAUUGGCCACAUGUUGAACUGGAUCUUCCCCAAAAACGCUAAAAGUUAUCAUAGAGUUAGGAGAGUUCUGCUCUGCCUCAACUAAAAUACAUAGAUAUAAACUAUUUGUCUCAAUAAGUUUCUCUUAUUACUUAAAAAACUGAUGUGUAGUUUACCAUUAUGUGUACUUUACCAGUAUAUAUGCUGUAUUAA
Homarus americanus (American lobster) is the source of this 644-nucleotide messenger RNA. Its product is annotated as non-structural maintenance of chromosomes element 1 homolog. The coding region runs from base 9 to 494 and encodes 161 amino acids. The record is from RefSeq and is a predicted model, not a curated record. The transcript has 3 exons. Gene Ontology annotation, cellular component: nucleus; Smc5-Smc6 complex. Gene Ontology annotation, biological process: double-strand break repair via homologous recombination; DNA damage tolerance. Gene Ontology annotation, molecular function: ubiquitin-protein transferase activity. Lineage: Eukaryota; Metazoa; Arthropoda; Malacostraca; Decapoda; Nephropidae.